AUGUCUGCAGAGUCCCUGGCAGAAAAGCUGACGACCAAUGAGAUCGACAAGCUGCUCUCCAAGCUCUCCACCUCGCCAACGACCACCUCGCCAUUGCUGGACGAUCCGACAGUGACUGCGCCUCCAGGCGCCACCACCGCUGCCAUCAUUGCCUCUUCCGCGCAACGGCAAAGCACCUCGCCGUUUGGCUCAAACUACUCCAUGUCACAGCCGCUGAGUGCUUCCGACGUCAUAUCUCCAGCCGCAGACGAUGUACACCCCAUGGCCCAAGGCGGGGCCUCGGGCACCUCCAACCAGGCUGUGUCGUCACUGGGCGGCGCGACGCCGUCGCAGGCAGGGAAGAGUUCUGGCGCCAAGGGCAAGAGCAAGGACAGGAAGAAAGGGAGGAAGAAGAAGAAGAGGAGGAAGAAGAAGAAGAAGCACCGGAAGAAGCUCAAGAAGCAGAGCAAGCACAAGGGCAACGGCACACCAAGCGAUGAGGCCGCCACGAGCUCGUCGGCGCCAUCGUCAUCAACCUCAUCUUCGUCUUCGUCUUCGUCGUCGUCAUCUACCUCCGAGUCGUUAUCUUCGUCGCCGUCCUCAUCCUCGUCCUCGUCCUCGUCCUCGUCCUCGUCGUCUGCAUCGGUCUCGUCUACUGCAUGCGACAAGCCGUCGCUGGCGGAAAAGGCGGCGGCAGCGGUGGCGGGUGGAGACAGCGCCGCCAUUGUGGCCAGGAAGCGGCGGACACCGACUGGCUUUGAGGGCCUCGUUAGUGGCUCGUCGUCUGAGGUAAGCGGAUCGGGCGGUGGAAUGGAGACCUUCCCUACCUUUGAGUCAACUAUGGGCCCCGGUGCAGCCGAGCCUGCCGGCGGCGACACCAACAUCGAGCGUGCCACGCAGUUCCUCUCGCUCCUGCAGGGCGCGCAGUCGUCCGACUCGGCAUCAGUCUCGGGCGACGACGCGGACUUUAUGCGCGACAUCCUCGGCUCGUCGCAGAACCUCGAUGAGAUCAUCAGAGGCGGACUUAGUGGCGACGAUGAACCUGCUCCUCUGUCGUCGGGCGCACCUGAUGCUGCUGAAUCGGAUGCAUCUGGGUCAAAGUUGCCGUCGGCCAUGUCCAAGGCUCCUGGCAGCAGCAGCAAGAAAACGGUGGCGUUCGAUUCGUCAGCCAAGACAACAGACAGACCUCCAGCCUCAAGGUCGUCUUCAUCGGGGCAUGUUCCCAAGGUCGACGCGUCGCUCCACGUGUCAAAGGUGGCGUUCUCUCAUUCGGAUCCUAUGCCGGCACCACCUGUCAACGGCGAGGCCGCCGGGCCUGGCUCGGACCUCGUCGAUUUGGGCUCUGCCUCGAUCUCGCUUCCAGUCAUGGCCGCCGACAACGACUCGGUGCGGGGUGGGCCACAGUCGAGCAAGACCAAGAAGAAGAAGAAGAAGAAGAAGAAGAAGAAGAAGAAGAAGAAGAAGCACAAGUCACGUCGCAAGCACAAGAAGGCGAAGAAGAGCAAGUCUACUCGACUGCCCAGCAGCGACGCUAUUCGGCAGUCCCAGUCGUGGUCUGCUGUGCCCAGCGUCGGCGGCACGGUUGCCACAGACGGAGCCAACUCGAGCUCCUCGACGGCAAGCGCGCGGACCAGCAGCGACUCUGCAACCGACGCGGCGGUAGCAGAGGCGCUUGCCAACGCGUCGGUCAACGCACAGCUUCGCGCCGAGCCUGACUCGCUCGGCAUGUCGUGGUUUGAUUUGCUGGAUCCGCUGCGGGCAAAGGCGCAGUCGCUGGCGGGCAACUGGCGCGAGCUCAUUUCGGCCAUGCUCUACCGGCGGAUCAAGGACCUUACCCGUGAGAUUCUCCAGCUGCACGAUGUGGUCACCGCGUCGCUCGGCACCAUGGCAGACGACAUUGCACUCGAUGUUGAGGUGCAGGAUCAGAAGCUACGGAUUGGCGCUGACCGACUGCUGCCUGCGGUGUCGGCGGCCAUGUCCGGUGGCGAUGAGACCCAUCUGGACCGCAUUUUGAGCAUCCUCGUCUCGUCACUCUCGAACAUGCUCUCGCUCCUCACCGGCGCCGACGAUCAGGCCGAGGAGAGUUUGCCCAAGUCGCCAGUCCCAGUCGGGUCUAGCACGAUGCCGCCGAUGUCGCCGCAUGUCUCGUUUGUCGAUGAGGUGCCAACGAGCGGCUCGGGUCUACAGCGCGCGGCAAGCUCGCGCGAGGCUGACAUGGGCGUGCCAGAGAUGGACUUGCCGCGGCUGAGCAAGACGCCGCCACCAGUCACGCUCCCUGCGCUUGUGACCACGGCAACCGUGACCAAGGCGGCACCCGAGUCCCCGCUGUUGCUUGUCGAGCCGCGCGAGCUGGACCUCCCGCCGAUUCCGUCGCCCACCACAUACAAUGUCUCGGUCUCCGAGUCAGACGACGAGCUGCCAGACCUGGCCGCGCCCGUACAGGUGACGCCUGAAAGCCUGUAUGCUAGUUCGACCACCAGCGCCGUGUCAGGGUUUCGGCCGGUGGCGGCCACCGAAGCCUCUGCCCCCGACGGGUUUGUGCCGAGCGAGUCUUUGACAGCAGCAUCGACGCAGUCGUUGCACCCGUAUCGGGCCGCACCGCAGUUUUCCGGCACCAUAACCUCGGAUGGCCUCGCGGCUUCAGAUCCACACGCGCUCUCGUCCGACGACGGCGAGCUCCCACCUCUUGCGGCAGCUGAGCCCGCUCCGUUUGGGCUCACCUCGGAUAGAGGUGUACCUGCCGAUCCGUAUGGACUCUCGACUGACGACGGGGGGACCGCUGCGCCAGCGGUGGCGGACCCAUACGGGCUGUCGUCCGACGGUGGGGCGGCGGCACCUGACCCGUACGGGUUGUCGUCUGACGAUGGUGGUGUUGCUGCGCCGGCGGCUGCAGAUCCAUACGGGCUCUCGUCCGACGGGGGAGCUCUUGCUCCGGCGGACCCGUAUGGACUAUCGUCUGAUGAUGGAGUAGCACCCGGGCCUCGCGCGGCGGAUCCAUAUGGGCUGUCGUCUGAUGAUGGCGGAGCACCCGGGCCUCGUGCGGCGGAUCCAUAUGGGCUGUCGUCUGAUGAUGGCGGAGCACCCGGGCCUCGCGCGGCAGAUCCAUAUGGGCUGUCGUCUGAUGAUGGCGGAGCACCCGGGCCUCGUGCGGCGGAUCCAUAUGGGCUGUCGUCUGAUGAUGGCGGAGCACCCGGGCCUCGCGCGGCGGAUCCAUAUGGGCUGUCGUCUGAUGAUGGCGGAGCACCCGGGCCUCGUGCGGCGGAUCCAUAUGGGCUGUCGUCUGAUGAUGGCGGAGCACCCGGGCCUCGCGCGGCGGAUCCAUAUGGGUUGUCGUCUGAUGAUGGCGGGGCACCCGCACCUCGCGCGGCAGACCCGUAUGGCCUCUCCUCGGACAACGGCCCACCGGCCGCUGCUGCGGCAGACCCGUAUGGCCUCUCCUCGGACGACGGCCCACCGGCCGCUGCUGCGGCAGACCCGUAUGGCCUCUCCUCGGACGACGGCCCACCGGCCGCUGCUGCGGCAGACCCGUAUGGCCUCUCCUCGGACAACGGCCCACCGGCCGCUGCUGCGGCAGACCCGUAUGGCCUCUCCUCGGACGACGGCCCACCGGCACCCACACGCCAGCGCUCCGUUGCUUUCGAUGUGUCGGACGACGACUCCGACCACGACCUCUCGGCAUCUGCCGGCCCUCUGCAGCAGCAGCUGCUGGCUGACUAUGCUAGCAACCCCGAGUCGCCAGCUGCCAGCUCGCCCAUCCAUCUCAAGGCGGUAAGCACACCCGAAGAGGUAAUGCGGCCAGAGCAGCGAGAGUUUCUCGAGAGGAACCGCAAGCUGCUUGCGACACGCGAGGCGAAGCGGGAGGCCGAGCGCAAGAAGCGUGAGAACGCGCUCGAGAAAGAGUCCAAGACCUGGUUCAAGCCGGCCAUCAACCCGAACCCCAAGACGACCGAGAUGGCCAAGAUGUUCGACUCGCUCGACGUUGUCUCGCGGUUCCGCCACUACGAGAAGGAGCGCGCCUACAACAAGGCUUUGCGCAAGGCCGAGGAGGCGCGCAACCACCAGCUCGACUGCCCGCAUCACCCGCAGAUCUCGAUGUACUCGGCGUCGCUCGUUCCCGAGGAGCCGUUCCACGAGCGGCUCUAUGCCGACGCCGAAAAGCGCGAGCUUCGCCGCAAGCAGCUCGACUAUGAGCUGCGGAUGAAGGCAGCCGCUGAAGCCGUGCCUAACACUCGGAUUUCGUCGGGCAUUUCGAGCUCGGCCAAGGCCCGCGCUGCGUCGCAGCAUGGCUCCGACUCGGGCGCCCACAUCGGCGAGCAUCUGUACAAGUUGGCCUUUGACCGCCAGUCGCGCCAGCUCGCCCGUGAGCAACGUGCUGAUCUGCAACGGUACAUGGAGGCGAAUGCGCGGAUUGUCAACGUCGACUCGGCCGCUGCCGUCUUUGCCAAGAACGACCGCGAGUGGAAGUUCCUCUGUGCGCGGCUGGCCGAGUUUGAUGCACCGUUCCUCACUCCGCCACGCCUGGUUGCCGCGCUCCGGCUCGUCGGAGUCCUCCGCCCGCCAAAGUCUGCCAGGCGCCGGACGUCGCCGUGGGACGUCGGCACCGACGACCAGAUCAUGGCCUCGCUCCACACCGACGAGCCGGGCUUCCCCGACGAGCCGGCGCUUGUCGACGAGAUCGUGGCGCUGCUGGACCCAGCUCAGACGGGAUCAAUCUCGUUUGUCCGCAUCUGUAACUUGCUCCACCUCGUCUUUGAUGGCACCCGGGUUCCGCCGGGCAGCGACGACGCCGAACCUGAGCUCGAUGACUCGCUCCCGCCAAACUCGAUGUCGUACUCGCGGCUGGCAGCAUCGUCGGUCCUCUCGCCCGACCCACUGGACAAGCUCCGCGCCGGAACGUCGAUGGUCGGAAGAAGCGGCGGGUCGAGCCCCGGGCCCGUGGACCUCGGCGGCAUUGCCGCCACGCUCCGCAGCUACAUCCAGAGCCACCGCGGAACGGUGACGCCGCUGACCGGGUACAUGACCCACCGGCGCAAGGCCAAGAUCCGAGCUGAGGUUGACAAGCAGCUCAAGUUCCAGCCUGAGCUCUGCAAGCACUCGGUGGCUAUGGACAAAGAGCGCGGCUCGGUGGCUUCGCGGCAUGAGCGGCUGUACGACGCAUCGCGGGCGGCACAGAUCAAGGCCGCCGAGCGGGCGGCGGCGAAUGUACCGAAGCGCGAGGGUGGCGGCAAGCUGUUUCAGCCGCAAAUCAAUGCGCGCUCGCUGCGGCUGGCCACCCGCCGCCGCGCGUCUGUCGGUGGCGGGAGCCAGCCUGUCCACGAUCGACUGUACCACAGUCUGACGUCGGCGACGGUGGCGCGACUGCGGGCCGACGAGGUUGCAGCUGCCGCCGAGGCUGCUGCCGCCGACGCGCCGGUUCUUGACAUGAAUGGCGAGGAGGCAACGUGGCGGCCGGACCUGUCGAUUUCACGGAAGCGGCCAAAGUCGCUGCGUUCUGCGUCACUGGCGGCGUCAACUCGGUCCUCGUACCAUGACACAUCGCGACUGACGCUAGACGAGCUGACUGCUGACGACCUCCCGCCUGGCUACGCCGAUGCAGUGAUCCGACUGCGGCGCGGCGCGUCACUGCGGGCGUCGCAGCGCGGGCAGGUUGACUCGCGGUGGGCCGACCCGACGCCGAUGGACACGUGCGCCGACCCGGGACUCAACGGCUCGCUGCCGCUUGCCCCCCCACCGGCGCCCGUCUCGCCAGCUCGCGCGGCCGAGCUCGACGCUGCUGCUGCGCGAGCGCGGCGGCGGGCGCGGCGCAAACGUGCACCGGUUCUCUUUGCACUUGACGCCUUUGUGGCGCCGGGCGUCUCGCAUCGGAUUACCGUUCAUGAGGGUGACCUGCCGGCAGAGGUUGCUGGAGACUUUGCGGCUGCGCACGGCCUGCCGCGGUCGGCGCAGGCCUCGCUUGUUGCUACCAUUGAGGAGCACAUGGUGGCGCUUGGCGUGGCGCUCCCACCGCGGCCACUCGAGUCGAUCUCGUCGCUCAACAUCUCGGCCGACUCGAUGUCCGAGUCGGCGAUGUCGCUGCCGUCGCCGCCGCCACCGUCGAAUCGACUGGUCGAACUCUACCUGACCGGCGAGGCUGAAGAGGGCCACACCCUCAACGUUGUCCGGGUCUUUGAGUCUGGCGAUGAUGUGCCGCUCGACUUUCGCUGGAUCCGGCUCCGUCCCGACGGCUCGCGCGACGUGCUUCCAGUUCCGGGCAGCAGCUACACGCUCACUGCCGCCGACGUCGGGUGCCACAUCUACUACGAGUGCCGCCCGGCAGCUGCAUGGGGCCUCCCGCCCGGCACCCUCUACCGGUCGGUGGAAAUGGAUGCUGUCCGCCCUGCGCCGCCAGCCCCACCGUCGCCUGCCAAGGAGCGUGCCGCUGCCGCCGCUGCUGCCGCUGCUGCCGCUGCUGCCGCUGCUGCCGCUGCAGAGGAGGCCAAGGCAGCCGAGCGUGCUAAGGCCCGGGCACGCGCCGCAGCCAUGGCCAAGGCCAAGGCCAAAGCCAAGGCCAAGGCCAAGGCCAAGGCCAAGGCCAAGGCCAAAGCCAAGGCCAAGGCCAAGGCGAGGACUGGCUCCAAGGAGCGUCCAGCCACCGAGACCCGCGGCGCGCCGUCGUCGCCAAGCGCGUCGGCGCCCACACGCGAGGCUCGGUCACCGCUGUACAACCUGCUGGUCUCACCCGAGGGUGUGCGGCAGUUCCUGCGGUUCUUGGCCGGCCAAGGCGCGGACGCGCUGCUCCGGUUCUAUCUCGAUGCCGGCUUUUACAAGCGGCUGACUACUGCAGCCGACUCUGAGCGCAAGGCACGGGCGAUGAUCUCCGAGUACCGCUCGCGUGUCGUACCCGAGGAGACUGCAGCUAAGCUUCUGGACAAGGUAGGCAGCAACUCGCCGCCACCACGCGAGCUCUUCAACGCAGAGCAAGGUCGAGUUUUCAGCGUCAUGGAGUCCGAGUGGUAUCCCAAGUUUGUGGCGCAGAUGUAGAGUCGAUAAAGCCGACAUGCCUCGAA
Messenger RNA from Thecamonas trahens ATCC 50062, 7025 nucleotides. RefSeq lists its product as uncharacterized. The transcript has 2 exons. Bases 1 to 6999 code for a protein of 2332 amino acids. The record is from RefSeq and is a predicted model, not a curated record. Lineage: Eukaryota; Apusomonadida; Apusomonadidae.